This is a messenger RNA of Exaiptasia diaphana, 1305 nucleotides long. Its product is annotated as intestinal-type alkaline phosphatase 1. The record is from RefSeq and is a predicted model, not a curated record. Gene Ontology annotation, biological process: dephosphorylation. Lineage: Eukaryota; Metazoa; Cnidaria; Anthozoa; Actiniaria; Aiptasiidae. Gene Ontology annotation, molecular function: alkaline phosphatase activity. The transcript is spliced from 5 exons. The annotation marks the transcript as partial.
AUACCAUUAAUAAUUCACGUGAUUGUUUCCCCAGCUCUUCAACUAGUAGAAUACUCUGAGGGUGAUGGCAUCGAUGUAGUCUUUGCUGGCGGAAGAAGAGCAUUUUAUCCGAACACAGUACCAGACCCUGAAUACCCUGACAAAAAUGGCACGAGAUCCGACGGUCGUAAUCUUAUUAACGAGUGGUUGGAGAAAAAUCCCGGUGCGGUCUAUCUGUGGAAUAAGACUGACUUUGAUUCWUUAGACGUUAAUAAAGUAAAGCGAGUGAUGGGGCUUUUUCAGCCUAGUCAUAUGCAGUAUGAGGUCGAACGAGCCAGCGACGCAGCCGGAGAGCCKUCAAUAGCAGAAAUGACAGAAACUGCUAUCAAGAUACUUAGUAAAAAUCCCAAAGGUUUCUUCUUAUUUGUUGAAGGUGGUCGUAUCGACCAUGGUCACCAUAGCAGCAAAGCUGUCAAGGCUUUGACYGACAAYGUUGCCAUGGCAARAGCUGUUACCAAGGCAAUUAGUAUUCUGGACRARGAAGAAACACUAAUGGUGACUACCGCUGAUCAUAGUCACGUGUUCAGCAUGGCGGGAUAUCCACGACGUGGAAAUCCCAUAUUUGGUAUUGUUAUUGAACCCGACAAUACUACUGCAAUUGGCAARGAUGGGUUACCKUAUACAACCUUGGGCUAUGCCAAUGGACCCGGGGGCCUGGUCCCGGGUACUAAUAGGAGUAACUUAACGGGUGUUAAUACCGMUGACAAGGACUUUAAACAGCARUCUCUYGUCUUGAAGUCUAGUGAGACGCAYGGAGCUGAAGAUGUUGGUAUCUACGCCACAGGCCCUGGUGCCUAUUUAUUCCACGGCGUUGUUGAACAAAACUAUAUCUUCCAUGUAAUGGACCACGCCCUUUGUCUUACACCAAGCAAACAAGGCACGUGUUUGAAGCAUGUGCAACGGGGUGGGAAAGCGCCCACCUCAAAACCCAAACCUCCUUCAUCGGCUGUUGCUAUGAGCGCCUGGGGCUAUUUAGCUAUCUUCUUAUUGCUAUCUCUUAGCCUGUUGAUACAAUAUAUUAGUGAUUGUUAGUUUUUCUACUUUGUCUGGAGAAUUCGAAGAUCCAUUACUCUGUUUUCCUUGCAGCCGAGCAAAUAUAUCAUUUCCGUAGAAAAUACAAUUUGGACACACUAAAAAACCGACGUCCCAAAACUAGAAAUAUCCGUACGUACGUUUACGUAGCAUAGCGGUGUCCCUCAUAGGCACUCACAUGAYAURUGAUUCCUUGUUUUAAAUAAACCAGAUUUUCAUCUCUUUUUUAUCAUU